AGUUUGUCCAUGGAGCAGUAUGGAGAGAAGAAGAUAGCAUAGUAAGGUGGUGGAGUUGUGGACAGGAUGGCCUUCCUGGACAACCCAGCAAUUAUAUUGGCUCAUAUUCGGCAGUCGCAUGUGACCAGUGAUGACACAGGGAUGUGUGAAAUGGUCCUGAUAGAUCAUGAUGUUGACCUAGAGAAAUUCAAUCAUUCUUCAGUGACUGGAGACAGUGGUUCGGAAACACAGGGAAGCAAUGGAGAGACUCAGGGUUAUGUAUAUUCCCAAUCAGUUGAUAUUACCUCAAGCUGGGACUUCGGUAUUAGAAGACGAUCAAAUACAGCUCAGAGACUAGAACGACUACGAAAAGAGAGACAAAAUCAAAUAAAAUGCAAAAACGUUCAGUGGAAAGACAGAAAUGCUUCUUGUUCAGCAGAGGAGUUAAGCUCGCUGUUUGAAAAAAAGAAUUUCAGAGUAAAGUCUCCACAUUCUGGGAAACAGUCGUUACUGUCUGUGCGACUUGAGCAGUGCCCACUGCAGUUGAACAACCCUUUCAAUGAAUACUCAAAAUUUGAUGGCAAGGGUCAUAUUGGUACAACUGCAACCAAAAAAAUUGAUGUCUACCUCCCAUUGCACACAAGCCAAGACAAACUGCUGCCAAUGACAGUUGUGACGAUAGCAAAUGCCAAGGUGCAUGACCUGAUUGGACUAAUAUGCUGGCAAUACACGAGUGAAGGACGGGAACCCAAACUAAAUGACAAUGUCAAUGCCUACUGUCUCCAUAUUGCUGAGGACGAUGGUGAGGUUGACACUGACUUUCCACCCUUGGAUUCCAAUGAACCCAUUCAUAAAUUUGGCUUCAGCACUCUAGCAUUGGUUGAAAAGUAUUCUUCUCCCGGGCUGGCAGCUAAACAGUCACUCUUUGUUCGAAUAAAUGCUGCUCAUGGAUUCUCACUUAUUCAGGUGGACAGUAUGAAGGUCACCAUGAAGGAUAUCUUACAAAAGGCCUUAAAGCGGAGGAAGGGAUCACAGAGGUGUUCAGGUCCUCAGUAUCGUCUGGAGAAGCAGAGUGAACCCAAUGUCCCAGUAGACUUAGACUGUACCUUGGAGAGCCAGAGCACUUUGGAAUUCUGCCUUGUCCGAGAGAACAGUUCAAGAGGAGAAGAGAUCUCAGAGGAAGAUCCUCAUAUCGAUAUAGCUACAGUUCAAGAUAUGCUUAGUAGCCACCAUUACAAGUCCUUCAAAGUCAGCAUGAUCCAUAGGCUUCGGUUCACAACUGAUGUUCAGUUAGGUAUCUCUGGAGACAAGGUAGAGAUAGACCCUGUUACUAAUCAGAAGGCCAGCACUAAGUUUUGGAUUAAGCAGAAACCCAUUUCGAUCGAUUCUGAACUCCUCUGCGCCUGUGACCUUGCGGAAGAAAAAAGCCCAAGUCAUGCAAUAUUUAAACUUACAUAUCUAAGCAAUCAUGACUACAAACACCUCUACUUUGAAUCAGAUGCUGCUACCAUCAAUGAAAUUGUCCUGAAGGUUAACUAUAUUCUAGAAUCCCGAGCAAGUACAGCCAGAGCAGAUUAUUUUGCUCAGAAACAAAGAAAACUGAGCAGGAGAACAAGCUUUAGCUUCCAGAAGGAGAAGAAAUCAGGACAGCAGUAAUGUCUAGCCUAGAGCAAAAAACUGUCCGCACAAUUCGAAGAAGGAGAAGCUCCCAACAGCCUGAGACAGGUGGGAGCCAGAACUACAGAGAUCUUGCUGCCAACAGCCAGGAGCAGCCAAGGAAGAGAAUCAGUAAUACACAGUUUCUCAUGAUGAACAGAUGACCCCACUUUGGUUAUGGGAAGUCUCCCUUAUGACAAAAACAAAGAGCCAUAUCAGCCGGAAGGAGGGACUGUGACACUUACGAUUCCUUUGAUUAGAAGUGAGGCGGAUGUAGGCUGGCAUCGUUUAAGAACUAUAUUAUGUACAAUCACAAGGAAAGAUGUGGUUACAAAUUAUUUCACAGCCCGAUAAAGAUAAAUUCUAUACAUCUGUUAUAUAUACACACACGCGCGCGCGCACACAGGUACUGCUUGUGACAUGAUCAAAUUUCUAAAAAUGAAAUGUAUCCAUUUUUACUGUUAAUAAAGGUGUAAUCUUUCUC
Dermochelys coriacea (leatherback sea turtle) is the source of this 2119-nucleotide messenger RNA. RefSeq names its product MAPK associated protein 1 (gene MAPKAP1). The transcript has 11 exons. The record is from RefSeq and is a predicted model, not a curated record. Gene Ontology annotation, molecular function: phosphatidylinositol-4,5-bisphosphate binding. Gene Ontology annotation, cellular component: plasma membrane; cytoplasm; TORC2 complex. Bases 67 to 1635 code for a protein of 522 amino acids. Gene Ontology annotation, biological process: TORC2 signaling. NCBI's taxonomy places the organism in Eukaryota, Metazoa, Chordata, Testudines, Dermochelyidae.